This is a messenger RNA of Oncorhynchus keta (chum salmon), 2285 nucleotides long. It is a transcript of the gene golm1, whose product is annotated as golgi membrane protein 1. Lineage: Eukaryota; Metazoa; Chordata; Actinopteri; Salmoniformes; Salmonidae. Gene Ontology annotation, cellular component: Golgi apparatus. The transcript is spliced from 11 exons. The record is from RefSeq and is a predicted model, not a curated record. Bases 320 to 1543 code for a protein of 407 amino acids.
UAUCUGGGAUAUUGGGUACGUACCACCUCUGAGGUUACCCAAUUGAAGUAAGUUGUGGACAUCCCAAGGAAAUCGAAUAGCACGAACCCUUGUUGCAGUGUUGGCAUCACUUGACUCCACUUCCGCGUUUUCAAGCAAGCCAGCUAAACAUCACAGCUUCCUCCCCCUCCCAACGAGAAUGGAAAUCAGACUUGCAACAGUGCUGAAUAUUAAUUGAACUAGCUAUGUAAAGAGUCUCGUAGCUAGCUUAUAAAUUGAACGGACCAUUCACUGUCAAAACAUAUCCUUGCUUAAACAGUGAAGCGGCUUUCAGGAGGCAAUGGGGGGGUUGGGUAAUGGUCGUCGAGGGGGGCGGUCUCCUCCUCUUAUGAUUGGUGCUCUGAUCGCUUGUGUCCUCGUCCUGGGUUUCAACUACUGGGUCUCGAACUCACGGAACUUGGAGUUACAGACAAAGCUGUACGAGUUGGAAGCGCAGAUGCGUCGGGCGGCGUCAGAGCGUGGGGCAGUGGAGGUGAAGAAGCACGAGUUCCAGGAAGAGAUUCAGCGGCUGAAAGAGGAGAGCAGCCGCAUGCAGAGCCUGAACAAGAGGCUGGAGGGAGUUCACAACACCUGUAGCCAGGAGAAGGCAAGCCAACUGAUAAAUAUAUCCUCCAGUACCAAAGUAAUACAGGACCUGAAAAGUCAGUUAAAUGAGCUAAAUGAGGACCUGGGUAAAGUUCAGAAAGAGUUCCAGAGUUGCCAAGGCAAUCUUAACACCCUGAACAAAAAACUCACCUAUGACAUGACUCAGUGUAACACUCAGAUACUAGCACAGAGGGAGGACUGUGCUGAAAAGGUGGCUGCAGCCAAGCGGGAAGUUCAGAAGAAACUGGAGAUGAAGAACCCAGCAGUGUCCUCCCAGACAAAUGCAGCACCCACACAGAAAAUUGGCUCCACUGAGGUGGGCGUGCCAGAUAAAGAGGGGCCUGGGAAGGCAGGGCUGGAUGACACUAAGACUACUCCUGUCCACGGCCACGCCCCUGAACCAUCAGCGGCCAAAGGUCCUGCAGUGGACCUCAAAACCUCAGAGCUGGAGACCAAUGAGAUCGCAGUAGACAAAGCUCUAGACACUCCUGCGCUAUCCCCUAAAGAGUCCCUGCCCUCCACUGAUGCUAAGGGCGACCAACCGGGGCUUGUAGAGGGGGCCAGUAAGCCCCGGAAAAAUAACCUGACCGAGGACCCGGAGCUGGAGGUGAUGGACACACACGGAGGAGAGCCUCAGAUAGAGGAUGCAGACCCUGGUGCUGAUGACAUUCAGCUUAGCCAGUGGAAGGAAGAAGAGGCUCCUAUUGGUCAGGAGAAGGUGGAGGAUCCUGAGGAAGAUUACGACGCAGACAAGCCGAUAGUGGGCGGGGUCGACCCAGACCAACGGAACCAGAUGGCUGAGAACAUAGAUAAGGAGGCUGAGCGGGAAAUGCAGGAAGAGCUGGCGGACUACAACGGAGACGACGAGAACGAAGGAGAGUUUGAGGCUGACAAACAGGCAGAGCUCGCUCAGUUCUGAGGUGGUUGGAGAAAGGUGGGAGCUAAGACCCUCCUCAAUCCACUACCGAACCAGGAAGGGACUACAGCACCUCAACAGAACUGUUGUCAAGACUACAGUCUGUAAAACUUCUGCUCUUUCAGUGAAAGCAUCUCACGGUUCGCCUUAAUAUACUCAAGUCUUCUGCAGUGAAUGUAUAUUUUGUCGGGAAAACAGACUUUGGAUUUCAGAACUGCUAUAACCAUGGGUGAAACGAUAGUUUUUUGAUAACAUCCCAGAUUGUGCUGAUAAGAGAACUGUACUCCGAUUCACACUCUAGUCUUGAUAGUGACUUAAUGUGCAGUUAGUUACACUUCGCAGUAGUUUCAUAAACCAAUAGAAAAUUAGAUGUCCUGCUGUAUGACAAUGUGAAUAAGGUUUUUGUUUCAUAAUUUGAAAUGUUUGCAGGGAUCACUCAACCCUGCAUAGUCUAAGCUUGAUGGUCAUGUGUCCUGCUCACCAUAGAAUAACUAUUUUGUAACUUGUUGGUAAAAGUGGCCUCUGUGCACCAGGCAGACCCACAACUGUAAAUGUUUCAGAUACGAUUGUUUUUUUAUAGCCCACUCAAAAUGGUAAUUAUGGUUGAACACAGGUUAGAUUUUUUUUUCUUCUAUUUAGAUUGUUACAAUGGAUUUGUUGCUUACUGAACUGUUAAAUAAUCUGUUUUUUUUAUUGAGGAAAUGUAGCACAGAAGGAUGACAAAAUAAAUCAUUUUAAUACCAUA